AUGCCGUCCCUUAGCAACGGCCCGACUCGAUGGCUGUUCCAGACUCCCGUGGAUGACGGCCACAUCUCGCUGCGCCUCAAGCACGGCAUUCACACAAUAUUCAUGUUCGCAGAUGCACAGGCGCCCAUGUCCGAAAUCACCAAGGAGCUGCUUGAACUUCUGAGCGAACGAUAUCCAGAAGGCCUCACCACAGUUGUGUCGCCGCUCAAGACUAUGGCAAUCCCUGCAAAUCCCAGACUGGCCUAUGGAGUUCUCAACGUGCCCAACGACCCCUCCAGGGGAUGGAAAAGAAUCAAGACAGGCGAGGACGAAAGCAGCACCCCAACUGCAUGUGGGUUAAAGAACAACAGCAUCGUGGCAUUCAGCUUUGUGUCGGGCCUCGAAGACGAGGAUGUGUUGUUUGAGGUGGAAUGGCCCAAGGACGACGACGAAAUGUACGACCAAGCAGGGUGA
Messenger RNA from Metarhizium brunneum ARSEF 3297, 453 nucleotides. Lineage: Eukaryota; Fungi; Ascomycota; Sordariomycetes; Hypocreales; Clavicipitaceae. The record is from RefSeq and is a predicted model, not a curated record.